Messenger RNA from Acanthosepion pharaonis, 777 nucleotides. The record is from the annotation of a GenBank genome assembly. Lineage: Eukaryota; Metazoa; Mollusca; Cephalopoda; Sepiida; Sepiidae.
AUGAUUCAUGGUCCCAGCGGGUCGUUUUACAAUUACGCCAGCUGUCGCAACAGCGACGGCAAAUGCACACGGAAGUGCCCACGAGAGUUCGUGAGCGAAACCAUUACAGGGAGCGAUGGCCAUCCACUGUACCAGCGAAGGAGUCUCGCUGAGGGAGGAUUUACAGCCGCGGCAGGAAGGUUCCGUAGACGAAAUCCAGGACUUCCUUGCAGGGCGCACAUAUUCAGCUUACCCAUCCACAAACCCUUCCCAGAAAUCGUCCAGCUUGCUGCGCACCUACAAAACGAGGAACUUCGUUAUUUUUCUGUGAAUACAACAGUGGAUGUGGCUGAAACGAGCAAUGACACAACGCUUAAAGCGUUCUUCAAACUUUGUCAACAGAACGAGUUUACUAGGACUUUACUGUACUACGAUGUGCCUUCAUUCUACGUGUUGACAAUAAAAAACACCUGGGCUCGUCGAAAUCGCUGGGCCAACGUCGAGGGCUAUCCACGUGUCAAAAAAGACGCCACACUCGGUAUGGUAUUCACGGUUCCCCCAUCACGACAGGAAUGCUUUUACUUGCGACUCCUUUUGCACGAAACCCUCCCCGUUGUACGCAAGGGGACAAGGGCCGACGCCAUUCGAGCGUGCUUGAAAUCGUCACACCUUUGCCCCACUGUUAGACCAUUUCCCCUUACCACCAUGCGUGCACACCUAACUGACGAUGUUGGGUCCGCCGAAUUUUCGAACGUAUGCAACCAAUCACUGAAUGCAAAAAAGGGACGCAUCUUUUGA